AUGAUCUGGACCCAUCUACCGCAGCGGAGCGACAUGUUUACCGUAUUCGAUGUGAUCCGAAAAGUUGGGGUCAGCAUGGUUGUCUCAGUGACAAAAGUCUUGAAGCUCGUUCAAGGUGGUGAGCUCCUCGAACAAGUCGAAUUCCCUGACCUCCAAGACCAAGUUCGAAUGGACGAAGAACGCGCUCUGUCCCAGCACAUCUCGGACGACCAUCUCCGCGUUCUGGUCAUCGUCAAGAGACCAUUGCUUGCACUACGUUAUUCGCUACCUGAUGGCCAGAUACGCAAGAUACAGAUGAAAUUCCUCCCGUCUUCUGGUUGCGAUGUAGCGCUUGAGAAUUUCAGAGCGGCUGGCUUGCCUAUCAGGGACAAAGAUUUGCCCCAGUUGCAAGGCCAGCAGCGUCCGCCGUCAUCUCAGUCGCAGCCCCGAUCCCAGGAGGGGCCUGAUUCUUUGAACGCCGGUCAAGCUAUUCACCAGCAUUCAUCCCAAGGCGUGUUCCCAGCCUCUUCGCAGCCACUUUCACAGGAGCAUAAUGGGCUUCGGGACGCAGGUUAUGGUGGUAGCAUACCCCCAUCUGCGCAGCUGACAAAGGUCAACAUCCGGCCAACGUCUGCUCCUGGCGGUGUGAAUCAAGACGAGUUCAGCAGGCCUAUCUCAGCUCCAUCCUGGUCAAAUCUGGAUGCCUUUGGGUCUGCUACAACAGUAACCACUGUGCCGACGGUAGCUAAGCCAACAACGCAAUCAGGUCUGCUACCAAGUCCGGUCUUCAACAGAACAUAUGAGCCAUCUGGCAGCUUCCAAAUUCGACCAAUGAGCGCUCCAGAGCAGACACAGACUCAACGAGCUUCCACCAAUACACCCACUCUCUCUCAGAUGCUGCCACCCGAGCGGACUCUUCCCUUUCCCGAGAAGAGGAUACAUCCAUUCAGGAGAGACGAAGCUGCAUCACAGGAGGAGCCAUCCCAAAAGAAACUUGCUGCUACCAAGAUCAAGGCGAAAAGACAGACAAAGCCUCGAGCUCAGCCGGCCAAACCCAGAAAAUCUAGGGCAAAGGCGAAAGCUCCUUCACCUAGUGCAUCUCCGAGGGUUCCAUCCCCAGAAUUGCAGGCCGUACCACCGUCAUCGGAACCGCCAGCGCUACCAAGCAUGAACUCUCGCAAGCGUUCCUUGACAGAUCGGUCCCCGAAUCAACCCAACAAACGGCAAGCACAGACCAGGACCGAGACCGUGACAGAGACCAUAACAGAGGCUCUUACAACUACCAUUCCAGAGCAACCACUGCAAACGCAGCCACCCCAGAUCACAGAUCCAAUCAUCAACAUCAGCAGCCACGGCCUGCUCGACUCCAUCGACAACUUUAUGCGAAAGUACCAUGACCUUCCAGCGCCUAAACCACAUCAGACAGCAAAGGAGCAACUAGCCGAGUAUGCGGCGCAGAGCGACGAGGACAGGGCGAAAGCUGUCGACAACAUGAUUUGUGAAUACAUCAAGAAUGAGGAUUUUGGAAAGCUAAUGGAUGAUGUUGAGGGAUCUUGGAAGAGGAUCGGGUUGGGGCUCUGA
This is a messenger RNA of Letharia columbiana, 1560 nucleotides long. RefSeq lists its product as uncharacterized. Gene Ontology annotation, biological process: reciprocal meiotic recombination. The record is from RefSeq and is a predicted model, not a curated record. The transcript is spliced from 3 exons. NCBI's taxonomy places the organism in Eukaryota, Fungi, Ascomycota, Lecanoromycetes, Lecanorales, Parmeliaceae. Bases 1 to 1560 code for a protein of 519 amino acids.